Molecule: messenger RNA, 3644 nt
Organism: Carassius auratus (goldfish)
Lineage: Eukaryota; Metazoa; Chordata; Actinopteri; Cypriniformes; Cyprinidae
Product: E3 ubiquitin-protein ligase TRIM36-like
Exons: 11
Coding region: 265-2502 (745 amino acids)
Biological process (GO): acrosome reaction; spindle organization
Cellular component (GO): acrosomal vesicle
Molecular function (GO): zinc ion binding; protein binding; ubiquitin-protein transferase activity
Source: RefSeq, a predicted model, not a curated record
AAAGGGCUGAUUGUGUGAAACUGCUGCUCUCAGAUUCUGUCAGUACACAUGUGCUGUAAAGAGCAUAUAUGUGUUCAUGUGUGUGACCUGAUGAAUCUGCACAAAGAGCUGUCAGUCAGCGAGGCCACGCCCACGGAGCGAGCGAGUGGGCGGAGUCUCGCCUCUUCGACUCCUGGAGUUGAAUGAGUUCUUCCUCUAGAUCUCUGGGCUAGCGGAUGAUGCAGAUGCGAGGAUAAUCAGACCAUCUUCAUCAUCUUCAUCAGGAUGUCUGACUCGGAGAUGUCGGAGUUCUCGAGUAUCGUGGAGCGUCUCGAGAGAGGCGAGGUGCAGAUGAAGAGCAUCGAGCGGGAGCUGAUCUGUCCCGUCUGUAAGGAGCUCUUCUCUCAGCCGCUGGUCCUGCCCUGCCAGCACAGUGUGUGCCACCGCUGCGUCCGAGAGCUGCUCAUGCCCAACCACGACGACUCUCUGAGCACCGACGCGGGGUCCGAGAGCUCCAACCCCGGCAGCCCUCGCUCCAGGGUCCCGUCCCCGAGCAUGGAGAAGCUGGACCGGCUGCUGCGAUCAGCUUCGCUGAGGAGGUCGUUUGGAGCGAGAGGGUCCAUAUCUUCUCCUGGAUGGAGGCGCUCCUCCGUCACUCCCCGGGUCACCACCUUCCCGUGUCCCGGCUGUCAGCAUGACAUUGAUCUCGGGGAGCGAGGGAUCAGCAUGCUCUUCAGGAACUUCACUCUGGAGAGCAUCGUGGAGCGUUACCGUCAGGCGGCCCGAGCAGCCGUGGCCAUCAUGUGUAACGUCUGCAAGCCGCCCGUCCAGGAGGCCACCAAGAGCUGCAUGGACUGCAAGGCCAGCUUCUGCAACGAGUGCUUCAAGAUGAACCACCCCUGGGGAACACCCAAAGCCCAGCACGAGUACGUGGGACCCACCACCAACUUCAGACCCAAGGUGCUCAUGUGUCCUGAGCACGAGAUGGAGAAGGUGAACAUGUACUGUGAGGUGUGCCGGCGUCCCGUGUGUCAUCUGUGUAAGCUCGGCGGAUCUCACGCUAAUCACAGAGUCACCUCCAUGAGCAGCGCCUACAAGAUCCUGAAGGAGAAGCUGUCGAAGAGUAUCCAUUAUUUAAUUAGCAAAGAAGACCAAGUGAGGACACAGAUUUCUGAGCUGGAGGUGUUGAUCCGUGACACAGAGGAGAACGGGCAGCUCGCUGAAACACGCACCUGCGAACACUUCGAGCGUCUGCUGGAGACGCUUCAGGAGCGGAGGACGGAGAUGCUGCGCUCCAUCGAGCAGAGCCGGAGUCUGCGGGUGGAGCGUCUGCGGGCGCAGGUGGAGGAGUACCAGGGCAUGCUGGAGAACAGUGGCCUUGUGGGAUACGCUCAGGAGGUGCUGAAGGAGACGGAUCAGUCCUGCUUCGUCCAGACGGCCAAACUGCUGCACGUCAGGAUUCAGAAAGCCACGGAGUCGGUGAAGACGUUCCAGCCGGCCGCGGCUCCAGCGUUUGAGGAGUUUGUGCUGGACACAGGGAAGGAGGAGCUCUUCCUGAAACAGCUGAGCUUCAGCGGCGUUCCCGAGCCUCCAGUGAUCGAUCUCUCUCGCUGCCGCGUUUAUAACGAGGCUCUGAUCCACUGGCGUCUGUCUGAAGACUCUCUGCCCACCGAUCAUCACAUCGUGGAGUUCAGGAAGCUGGGAUCUGAGGAAGAGGAGGAGUCCAGCUGGAGCGCAUCGGAGCCUGUGUUCGGCUGCAGCACGGUGCUGUGUGACCUCACAUCAGACUCCAGCUACACCUUCAGAGUCAGGAGCUGCAGGAACAGAGUCUACAGCCCCUACAGCCCCGAGGUGACCCUCCACACGCCUCCAGCGCCCGUGUUUGGCUUCCUGUUUAACGAGAAGUGUGGCUUCAGUGCGGAGCGUCUGCAGCUGAGCAAGCGCAGGGACUCUGUGGAGAGCGUGGCGGGGAUGAGCUUGCUCUUAUCUGCGGAGCGCGUGCAGACGGGGAGCUACAUCUGUCUCGACUACAUCAUCGGAGACACGGGCAUCUCUCACGGACGCCAUUACUGGGCUUUCCGUGUGCAGCCCGACUCAUACAUGAUCAAAGUGGGCGUGGCUUCUGACUCCAAACUAACAGAGUGGUUUCACAACCCUCGAGACACCAGCAGCCCCCGGUACGACCAGGACAGCGGUCACGACAGCGGCAGCGAGGACACGUGUUUCGAGGUCUCUCUGCCCUUCACACUGGUCGCUGUGGGCAUGGGUCGGCUCUUCAUCCCCAAAGCGUCCACCGCCGCCGGAGACCACAGCAGCCGAGUCCUGCCCAUGCCACAGAGGAUCGGAGUCUGUCUGGACUAUGACGCGGGUCGCGUGUUCUUCUACGACGCAGACUCCAUGCGCUGUCUGUACGAGCGAGCGGUGGACUGCUCCGGGACCAUGUUCCCUGCGUUCGGGCUCCUGGGCGGCGGAGCGGUUCAUCUGGAGGAGUUCAUCACGGCCAAGCGUCUGUCCUACAUGUGAGGUGUCUGUUAGAUCUGUCUCGUUCUCUCGAGCUCCUCGCCGUGUGGCUCACAAGUGUGCUCUCGAGUGCCUUCAGCCGACCGUCAGUUCACAUCAGGGUUCACAUUACUUCACCAGAAUCUAAUGCAAAGCCUCACGACGUCACUUCACUCUCUGAAGAAUGGGCACUGAUACUGUUAAUUACUUCUCAUCGUUUAUAUGCAGUUAAAUGAGCUUUAAAAACAACUAACAUCAUGAUCUGAUCACUACAGAACACAAGUGAGCACUAAUCAGUUCUUUAUUGUAGCAGCACCUGCUAAACAAGAAAUGUUUCCAAGUAAAUAUGUGCUAGAUGUUUUUUUUGUAAUCGAGUUAAACACUUUAAUGAAAUGUAGCAUCUGAAUCAAAGCGGUGCUGAUCACGAGACAGACCUGAACACCUUAAAUCUACAGAUGCACUGUUAUAGUCUUGACACGGCCUUACUGAGCAAUCACCGCUUCAUUAACCAGAGACGACUGGCACUAACUACCUCUGACGAUCCCUUAUUCUGCUCUUGUGCUUGUAUCGCUUAGAAACAUGACCACAUCUUCAAGUCAGAGCAUCCUGCUUCCUGAUCACGUCUUAUUCUGUGGAGUAUUGCUCUUUUUAUCCUUUUCGGCAAAACCUCACACUAAUCGAAUGUUUUCAACAAUGUGACUGCAGAAAAGGAGACUCUGAAUGCUUUAAACUAUCAGAUUGAGCUUUUAAUGUUAGUGUUCAUCUGAAUAAGUGUGUGUGUGUGUGUGUGAGACCAGUGGACUGAAGAACUGAGAGCAGUGUGUGUGUGUGUGUGUGUGUGUGUGAGACCAGUGGACUGAAGGACUGAGAACAGUGUGUGUUGCGGUGGAUGGGGAAUAAUGAAGAGUGAUCACAGAAUGUGUUUUGGGAGCUUGUAACCUAAUGUUGUGCUGUAUCUUGUGCGUGUUAAACAGGGUUUGUGAUCGUUCGGUAGUAAUGUGUGGUACUGAUCUUCUGAAUCCUGCUGAUGUUGUUUAAAGCAUGUGUGAGUGUGAUCUAUCACUUUAACGGAUGUGACCAGUGUCUAUCUGUCACCGGCAUGGGUUUAUUUUGAAUGCACUAUAUGGGUUUUUGUAGAAAAAUAAAUGAAUGUCCUUUUAGCUGUC